Molecule: messenger RNA, 643 nt
Organism: Meloidogyne enterolobii
Lineage: Eukaryota; Metazoa; Nematoda; Chromadorea; Rhabditida; Meloidogynidae
Source: the annotation of a GenBank genome assembly
AUGUGUUUAGAAUUCCUCAAAAAAUUCAAUCUUCCAAUGCUACUUUUGGGAGGUGGUGGUUACACAAUUAGAAAUGUUGCUAGAUGUUGGACUUUUGAGACAUCAGUAGCUUUAAAUGUUGAUAUUGCAAAUGAACUUCCAUAUAAUGAUUAUUUUGAAUAUUAUGGUCCAGAUUUUAAAUUGCACAUACCUCCUUCAAAUAUGACAAACCAUAAUACAGUUGAAUACCUCGACAAAGUCAAGGAGAAGAUUUUUGAAUCUCUUCGACAAAUUCCACAUGCUCCCGGAGUUCAAAUUGGAGCCGUUGGGCCCGAUGCAAUGAAUUUGGAUGAUGUUGAGGGAGCCCAAAUGGAUGAAGCAAGUCCUGACGAGCGAUUGCCAAGAGCAUUGAGCGAUAAAAUGGUAGAAAAAGAAGGUGAAUUAUAUGAAGGUGAAAGAGAAGGGGGUGAUAUUAGAAAUAUUGGUGGUUCGAAUAAAAGAGGAGCGACAGCAACAACAUCACCAGAUACAACAAUGGCAAGUUGUGAAUUAAUCAAAAAGAGUCGAAUUGAUGGGGAAAUAAAAAAUGGAGGGGAUGAGGAACCAACAGAAUCUAUGGAAUCUUGAAAGUUUUUUUUUAAUUUAAUUAACAGUCUUUUUGGUA